This is a messenger RNA of Symbiodinium sp. CCMP2456, 549 nucleotides long. NCBI's taxonomy places the organism in Eukaryota, Dinophyceae, Suessiales, Symbiodiniaceae. The record is from the annotation of a GenBank genome assembly.
AUGCGAGGACGGCCGGCCAAGCGAGCCUUCAGGUCUGCGGGCCUUUGCAUUCUAUGCAUGCUCUUCGUGGCGGUUGCCACCCCGUCCUGGGCGUGGUUGGGUCGCCACAAGGCCGAAGAGAGGCCAAAAUUGCCGGUGAUGGACGUCGACCUCGUGGAGCUAGAGGUGCCCCCGAGCGCAGCGCCUGUAGCCUUCCAGAUGUCGAAGCUGUACAUUCCCAUCAUUCCAGAAGUGGCCACCUUUCUGAACCAAACCGACCUGGAAUGGAGCUACCGUGACGAGUAUCCGCUCACCGGCCGACCGCGAUUCCACGUGUCUGUGCUCGGACAGCCGUUCCGGAUAAAGAACAGGACAGUGCAAGGAAUUCACACAGUCAUCGAGCUUCCCGACCAAGUCUCGACCGCUUCCUGCAAGGUUGCUGUCAUCAACGCCGAGGCUGAGCUUGGUUCCCAGCAGCACAUCGGGCCAACGCGUGCUGUUCUUCUGAUCUGCCAGGCCUUCGUACAUGGGGAGGCUUUCAGCCGCCAUAGACACGAGACGGUAGAGUAA